Messenger RNA from Microdochium trichocladiopsis, 2080 nucleotides. RefSeq lists its product as uncharacterized. The record is from RefSeq and is a predicted model, not a curated record. Bases 161 to 2065 code for a protein of 634 amino acids. The transcript has a single exon. NCBI's taxonomy places the organism in Eukaryota, Fungi, Ascomycota, Sordariomycetes, Xylariales, Microdochiaceae.
GCUCCCACCACCACCACCAGCACUACCAACACCAACAAACUCAUCCUCAUCCUCCUCCUCCAACGUCUCCCAGAAGCAGAAGCCAAGCGCAUCACUCAAAAGAGCACCAAAAUCAACAACUACAACAACAACAACAACAACACACAAGCUCUCCCUCGCCAUGAACCUCACCCUCCUCGCCGCGCUACUCUCCGCGCCUCUCACAUUCCCCGCCGCCACCACGGCCGCCCUGUCCGCCGCACGCAGCACAGACAUCCCGCAGUGGCAGUCCCUUUUCACCCAGGUCCGGUCCGAUCCUGCCGGUGUCGCGCGGGAAAAGUACGACGACGCGCUGGAGUGGGUCACGCAGGUGGCGACGACAAGGAGCCCGUGGGGAGGGUUGUCGGCGCAGCAGGCGCAGUGGGCCAGGGAGGAGGAGGAGGCGCUCGCGCGGAGAAAAGGGUUGGUCGAUGCGCUGGCUGAUGCGGUGGCGGGUGCGACGAAGAAGGGGCAGAAGCAGAAGACGAAGAAGGAGAACAAUAACGAGGAGAAGAGCGGCAGCGGCAGCAGCAGCAGUAAAGAAAGGGGAAAGGAAGCGACGGAAGGAGGAGGAGUGAAAUACACAAAGGCCAAGACCGGCGACAAGGAGUGGCGGCGCGAGAAGCCGGGCGGCGACGACAGCACAGAAGGAACCGACUCCCCGCUGCUGCCAAAGGAUGAGGGCUCUACAACCAAACCAAAGACAGAAGCUGGCACCCUCCUCAAGCAGGAACAGAAGCGCAAAGUGGCAGACAACAAAGACCAGCCCAUCGGCGACACAAUCGCCGACAUCCUCGCCGCGUUCCAGCAGAACAGGCCCAAGCGCGAGACCUCCGGUGUCGACAUGCUCAAGGCUUCAUCUGCAGCGGAUGCGGAGGGAAAGGAUUCUGUUUCGGACGGCCAGGCCAAGAAGAAGAAAAGCGGCGGCCUGACCAAAGAACAGCAGGACCUGGCGGAGUCGGUGGCCGGCCUGAUCGGGUUCUUCGGCAAGGCGAUGGCGGACAACAGCGCCAAGUCCGAGGCCGCUUCCACUGGUGAUGUCGUCGUUGAAGCCGAGGAGGUCAUCGUCACCGCCGCUGAAACUACCGAGACCGGUGUAGAUGAGCAGGACGGUCGCGAGGUUUCAGGGAUCAUCGUAGAGGAGAAGCGCGAGGUCAAGAUCAAGCCCGACACAGAAGCAGGAGUUAAGCUCAACGACAAGCCCAAGUCACCCUCAUCGUCUGGCGCCGGAGCCGCAGAGGCAGUCGGCGACCUCCUCGGCCUCCUGGGCAAGCUCAACUCGGGCGCGCUUGCCAAAAAGCCGUCUUCGGAAGCAUCCUCCUCUUCUUCUUCUUCCUCGUCCUCCUCGUCCUCCUCGUCCUCCAGAUCUAACCCCGUCGGUGGGAACGGCGCAGGCGCAGCAGGGGCGGCAGACCUGCUCGGCCUCCUUGGAAAACUCGGCGCUGCGGCCGGUGGCAGCGGCAAUGCUGGUGGGGCCAACAAGAAAGGCUCCGGGCCUAGUCUCGACCUUGCUGGCCUCCUAGGCGCGCUGGGCUCGGUCGCAGGAGGGAGCACCGCCGGCGGGACGCCCAAAAAGGGCUCUGCCGCUGGCGGUGGUGGUCUCGACCUGGUCAGCAUCCUUGGGGCACUGGCUGGCAGCACCAGUAACAACGGAGGCCGCGCAGGAGCUGGAGCAGGUGCAGUUGCAGGGGAAGGCACACCGAUGCCAGCGGGCCUAGACAUCAACAGCGCGUUCAAGAUGCUCAAGGUGAUGAACGCGUUCCAGGGGCUCAGCAAGACCCUGACAGACGACAGCAGCAGCAGCCAGGCUGGUGCUGGCGCUGCUGAUGGCGACGGCGCGCCGCGCAAGGCUUCGGCGGCGGGCGUUGGAGGAGGAGGUGGCGGGGAAGCAGCCGACUUGCUGGGCGCGGGACUCGAGGCGCUGUCGUUCUUUGGCAAGGUCAUGGCAAACAUGCCCCAGCAACCGGUUGCGGCGGGUGCGGACAAGCAGGCACCAGCUGUGGUCGCAGCAGCAGUGGCAGAUGGAGAGGCAGGUGGCGAUGCUUGAGGAAAAGGCUUAGGA